AUGAUUUAUAUCUCUGGUGUGAAACCAGCUUUAAGAUCUAGAACUUUCCAUCACAGGUUCGGUGGGCUGCACUUCUUCAAUCCUGUCCCCGUGAUGCGUCUCCUGGAGGUUAUCAAGAGCGACCGCAUGUCCCAAGAGACUUAUAACGCCAUGAUGGAGUGGGGCAAGUCCGUGGGCAAGACCUGCAUCACCUGCAAAGAUACUCCUGGAUUUGUCGUCAACAGGCUACUAGGGCCUUACAGUGCUGAAGCUUUCAGAAUGUUUGAGCGAGGUGAUGCCAGUAAAGAAGACAUCGAUAUUGCUAUGAAGUUGGGUGCGGGAUACCCCAUGGGUCCGCUAGAGCUGGCCGACUACACCGGACUCGAUACUAACAAGUUCGUCCUCGAGGUGUUGUACCAGAAGACAAAGAACCAAGUGUUUAAGCCGAUACCGUUACUGAAUAAAAUGGUGGAAGAAGGCAAACUGGGAAUCAAGACCGGGGAGGGCGUCUAUAAAUACAAGAAGUGA
Danaus plexippus (monarch butterfly) is the source of this 507-nucleotide messenger RNA. RefSeq names its product probable 3-hydroxyacyl-CoA dehydrogenase B0272.3. The transcript is spliced from 2 exons. Lineage: Eukaryota; Metazoa; Arthropoda; Insecta; Lepidoptera; Nymphalidae. The record is from RefSeq and is a predicted model, not a curated record. Gene Ontology annotation, molecular function: NAD+ binding; (3S)-3-hydroxyacyl-CoA dehydrogenase (NAD+) activity. Gene Ontology annotation, biological process: fatty acid beta-oxidation. Bases 1 to 507 code for a protein of 168 amino acids. Gene Ontology annotation, cellular component: mitochondrion.